AUGCAACUCAAAUCAUUAUUGAUCUCAUUGGCCGUUGCCAAACUUACUUUGGCUGAUAUUACUGCUUCCAAUUACUACCAGUCCUUUACCUCGCUUACUGAUCCUCACAACGUCACUGUUCCUUCUAUUGUUCAAACGGAAAGUAUUGAUCCUACUCAAGAAUGUACCUAUUACAACCCUGAUACUUCCCUGAUUAAUAUCAAUUCAUCCGAGUUUCCUUCUAUCUGGGAAGUAGCUACUACCAAUGGUAUGAACACUUCCGCUGAAUUCACCAACUUGUACAACUCCAUUAAUUGGUCAAAUGCUCCCAAUAUUCCUGUUCGUACACUUGGUGCCGAUGGCAGCCUGGACAUGAGUAACUACAGUUCUACUGAAGACCCUGAUUGUUGGUGGUCUGCUUCUACUUGUACUAGUCCUAAGCUCAAAAAUGUGAAUGCUGAUAUCUACCAGUGUAAUGAACCUGAAACUUGGGGUUUGACUUAUGACGAUGGACCCAAUUGUUCUCACAAUGCAUUCUAUGAUUAUCUUCAAGAAAAGGAACUCAAAGCUACCAUGUUCUAUAUUGGUUCUAAUGUACUUGAUUGGCCUUAUGGUGCUAUGCGUGGUGUCAAGGAUGGUCACCAUAUUGGUUGUCAUACUUGGUCUCACCCUCAAAUGACUACCCUAACCGACCAGGAAGUCCUUGCCGAACUCUACUAUUCCUUGAAGGCUAUUAAACUUGCUACUGGUUUGACUCCUCGUUACUGGCGCCCUCCUUACGGCGAUAUAGAUGAUCGUGUUCGUUGGAUUGCUACUCAAUUGGGUUUAACUGCUGUUGUCUGGAACUUGGACACAGACGAUUGGGCUGCAGGAUUAACUACUACUGUUGAAGCUGUUUCUCAAACUUAUCAAGAUUAUGUUGAAAUGGGUACAAAUGGCACCUUUGCUGAUACUGGUAAUAUUGUCUUAACUCAUGAAAUCAACAACAACACUAUGUCUUUGGCCCUUGAAUUUUUACCCAAAAUUACUGCUGCUUACAAGCAAGUUAUUGAUGUUGCUACUUGCGCCAAUAUCUCUUAUCCCUACUUUGAAGGUUUUGAAUGGACCAAUGUAUUGAACGGUACUGCCAACUCUUCUUCUCCUUCUUCUCCUUCUUCUUCUCCUUCUUCUUCUUCUUCUUCUUCUUCUUCUUCUGGUGUUGCUACUGCUUCUGCUCAAAUCAAGGCUGCUACAAAUGAUGUUGGUUCUCUUAUUCCUUCCUUUUAUAUGACUACUUUCAUUGGUUUUAUGGCUUUCUUCUUUUUUUUUUAG
This is a messenger RNA of Gilbertella persicaria, 1290 nucleotides long. Its product is annotated as chitin deacetylase. The coding region runs from base 1 to 1290 and encodes 429 amino acids. Gene Ontology annotation, biological process: carbohydrate metabolic process. Gene Ontology annotation, cellular component: membrane. The record is from RefSeq and is a predicted model, not a curated record. The transcript has 2 exons. Gene Ontology annotation, molecular function: chitin deacetylase activity. Lineage: Eukaryota; Fungi; Mucoromycota; Mucoromycetes; Mucorales; Choanephoraceae.